UCCGAUGAGUUCUACGGGGUUGUCAGGAUUGCCAUGUCGUGCUGCCGAUCAGCACUUCAGAAAAGCCUUUGCCCGCUUAGCCGAAAUGCGUCAGCGAGUAGAGUUGUGUGAUAUCACAAUUCUUGUAGACGGUGAAGAAAUUCCGGCACACAGAGCCGUUCUGGCUUCAUGCAGUCCGUACUUCCACGCUAUGUUUACCAUAAGCAUGGCAGAAAGCGGACAGGAACGUGUAGAACUGAAGGGAAUUGACUCUGAGUCUGUGAUUCAGUUGGUAGAGUUCGCUUACACGGCGACCAUAGAAGUGACCGAGAAGAAUGUCCAACAGUUGCUGCCCGCUGCCAGUUUGCUACAAGUUGCAGACGUUGUACAAGUAUGUUGUGAGUUCCUUGCUGGUCAGCUGGAACCAUCAAACUGUCUUGGAAUCAAAUCAUUCAGUGAGACACAUGGAUGUAUUAAUCUUGUUGAAGAAGCAAAGCGAUAUGCAGUCCAUCAUUUCAGUGAUGUCUGUCAUACCGAUGACUUCUACAUUCUAACUGCAGAUGAGCUGAAGGAACUUAUAUGCAGAGAUGACAUGUGUGUAUCAACAGAAAAGGAAGUGUAUGAUGCUGUCCUAGACUGGAUAUCACACGAUACUGAGAAUAGAAAAUCUGAAGCAGCGAAACUCAUGGAACAUGUGCGGUUGCCUCUAUUGUCUCGCCAGUGCCUUGUGAAUGAAGUGAUACCAAAUCCUAUUGUGAAAGACAAUGGAUCACACUUACUCGUUGAAGCCUUGACAUAUCAGCUAAUGCCAGAGGAAAGGUGGAAGAUAACAAGUACCCGGACUUGCCCUCGGAGGCCACCAGGAUUAUCAGAAGUAAUGUUUGCUGUUGGAGGAGGCAGUCUGUUUGCUAUCCAUGGCACGUGUGAAUCAUUCAAUCCAUCUUCUAAUACCUGGUCAAUUGUUGCCAGUAUGAAUACUCGAAGAGCACGUCUUGGUGUGGCAUCAGUUGAUCCUCUUGUCUUUGUUGCCGGUGGGUGGGAUGGAUCAUCAGACCUUAUAUUGGUUGAGUCAUAUAAUGCACAACAGAAUGUUUGGUCUUAUGUACAUCCAAUGGGGACUCGCCGCAGCUGCCUUGGUCUUUCAUCUCUUCAUCGCCUCAUCUAUGCCGUGGGAGGAUUUGAUGGUGCCUCAUGUCUAAACUCUACCGAAUGCUAUGAUCCCCUCACAAAUCAGUGGACUGUUGUUCCAGCUAUGAAUGUCCGCAGAAGAUAUGUGCGAACAUCAGUCUGUGACAAUGUCCUUUAUGCAUGUGGUGGAUUCGAUGGCACGUGCCAUCUCGCAAGCAUUGAAGCAUUUGAUCCAAGAGUUGGAAAAUGGAUGCACAAACCAUCAAUGUUGACAAGAAGAAGCAGCUGUGCAGUAACAACUCUUAACGGAUGCCUUUAUGCCACUGGUGGCCAUGACGGCUCAGCUAUACUUAACACUGUCGAGAGAUAUGAUACUAGAAACGAGUCAUGGUCUCUUGUUGCACCAAUGAUUAUUCGGCGUAGCACACAGGAUUGUGUGACCUUGGAUGGUAAUAUUUAUGUAGCAGGAGGAAACGAUGGCUCAUCAAGUCUCAGUUCAGUUGAGAUGUACAAGUCCCAGUUAAAUGAGUGGAUGUUAGUAACAGCCAUGAAUGUAAGACGCAGCAGCAUUGGACUGGCCAUGUUGAAGUGCUUCAACUGAAAGUACUGAUCAUGGGUGUACACAUGAAUUACAUAACAAUGGCACUCUGACUGCUCUGAAUUAAUAAGUGUUAAGAUAUGUCUGAGAAUUUGACUGUUACAUACUGCAAU
Molecule: messenger RNA, 1818 nt
Organism: Corticium candelabrum
Lineage: Eukaryota; Metazoa; Porifera; Homoscleromorpha; Homosclerophorida; Plakinidae
Product: kelch-like protein 17
Exons: 2
Coding region: 5-1708 (567 amino acids)
Molecular function (GO): protein binding
Source: RefSeq, a predicted model, not a curated record